ACACAGCGCAAUUAACAGUUUAAAGCUCCGCGUGUUUUGGGAAUAUUUUUAGUGAAUUACUUAACUUACAAAUAGGACAACUCUACUAAGAAUAACUGUUUUCAUCAUUGCUCGGGUUUAUUAUUGCCAAUAUUUUUAGAAGGAUGUCACCCAGUGACUCCAAACAAAGUCUCCGACCUUGCCAAAAUGUCGGAGGUCAUCCUGCUGAUGGGGCGAAUCCCUUUUCCUUUGCCACCUUCUCUUGGAUGAAUGACAUCAUGUCUUCCCAUGUUGUCCCACAGUUGUCGUCAAGAGAGGGGGUCGAGCGGAACGUGGAAACCUUGCGGCUGGCCUUGGAGGGGGGAAAGCCUGUGGGAACUGCGUUGUGGUCCUUGGUUCGAAAAAGAGUCUAUUUUACCACCUUCGUCUACCUGUCCUCCAUCGUCCUCGGCUUCAUUGGCCCCACGCUGUUGAUGAGGAGAGUGCUGACAUUCACAGCGUCCUCUGAGGCUGGAAAAUGGGAGGGGUUGACCUGGGUCGGUCUGCUUAUCCUGUGCGAAUUUGGACGUGUUCUUCUCUUCACCCUCACGUGGGCUCUGAGUUACAGAACAGCCCUUCGUCUCAGGGCUGCCACCAUGGGGCUGGUGUACAGGAAGCUUCUUCGAGUUCAUAGUCCACUUGGGGAAGCGGAGGCAUCCAAGAUGAUAAACGUGAUUGGAACAGACUGUGGGAGAAUCUACGAUGCGGUGGUGUUAGGUCAGGUGGCUAUCGCAGGACCAGUUGUCCUCAUCUUAUCAGCAAUUUACAUUGUGUGGGAGUUGGGGUGGUUUUCCUUGCUAGGAAUGAUUGUCUUCCCUCUGGCUUAUCCCCUCCAGUACUUGUUGGCUCGUGGAAGUGGAUCCUUUAGGCGACGAGGUAUGGAGGCACAAGACUCUCGCAUUUCAAUUCUUACUCAGAGCUUGCACAAUAUCAAAUUUCUCAAAAUGUUUGGUUGGGAACCACAUUUUCAUCGACUUGUCGCAAAAUUUAGGGCGCGUGAGGUCACGUGCCUUCGAGGAAGUGGUCUCCUGAGUAGUGCGAGUACCGUUCUCGGGCCGACGCUGCCUCAUGUUGGAGUCAUUAUCACAUUCCUGAUUUAUCUCAAUUCUGGAACGCUUACCCCCGCUCAGUGUUUUACCAUCCUGUUCGUCUUCUCGCUGGUUGGGUAUUCAGUACGGGCGGUGAAUCAAUUGGCCGACAUUCGCUAUAACACAAAAAUUUCAACUCAAAGACUUCAGAGCCUGCUUCGUCUCCCAGAAGUUGGGGACUGUCAUAACCACUGGUUAUCCAGUGAUCGUCUCGACCCCGAUGCUGCUGUCCAGCUGGAAAACGCGACAUUGACAAUUGCUCGCCGAGUAGAAGAAGCUGAUGCUGAUGAGUCAAAGCUUUUAGACAAAGGCCACCACGACGUUGGCAGUUUCCACCUCAAUUCUUUAACUAUUGUGAUAAAAAGAGGUAGCAUUGUGGGAGUCUGCGGUUGUGUUGGAAGUGGCAAGAGUACCUUAUUAGAAGGUAUAGCGGGAUGUAUCAUGCCAACCGAGGGCUACCUUCACGUCGUAGGUCGUGUAGCAUAUGUUCCGCAAACGCCGUGGUUAUUCAAGGGCACAAUCCGAGAAAAUAUCGUAUUUGGAGAACCAUUUGAUUCCAUACGUUAUUACAACACGGUGGAUGCUUGUUGUUUAACUCCAGACUUUGGAAGUCUGCCCCUUGGAGAUCUCACAGAGAUUGAUGGGAAUGGGAGCAAUCUAAGCGGUGGACAACGCUCAAGAGUGGCACUUGCAAGAGCAGUAUAUUCCUUCAAUCGUGAUAUUUUUGUGUGGGAUGACCCCUUCUCGUCACUGGAUGCCAAGGUGGCCAUAACGAUUUGGGACCGUGUGGUCAAAGGGCUUCUCCGACAGUAUACACUCGUCGUAUCCACGCACUUACCCCAGUUUCUGGAACAAUGUGACCAAGUCGUCCUCCUCCAAGGAGGAACUAUUGCUCUGUCAGGAACUCAUCAAGAACUUAUUCUCCGUCAGACCACGUCGCCACACAAGAACUACGCACAACUUCUUCACUCUCAGAGCUCUCAUAUUUCAUUGGAAGAAAAAGUUGAGUCGUUCUCUGACAUCGACGCGUGUUCCACACUACGAAAGAAAAGGGAUAGCCCCCACCAGGGGCCUGCUAGCAAUGAAGGGUCCAUUCCGUGGUCAGUGGUAAAUCUCUGGGUGGGUGGAGCGGGUGGCAUACUUGUCAUGCUGGCUCUUCUUUUCGUUUUUGCCAUCUCCAUUGGAUCCACUGCAUUUUCCUCUUGGUGGUUGAAAUACUGGUUCAGAACUCCAUCAUUCCCUCCGAUUAUGCUGAACAAUGCAACGGAUGGUUCAACGCCUCCCAGCCAGAUAAUUCAACAGCCUGAAGAAAUCAUAAGCGCGGAUCAAGACGAUAACCGCUUUGUGAUGUAUCGGAACGUGUAUGCAGCCAUGAUCGGUGUCAUCUUUAUCACAGCUUUGUUCCGCGCCGUAUUUUUUGCUAUUACAUGUGUUAAAGCCUCGAAAUCAAUUCAUGAAAAAAUGUCUUUGCAUCUUUUUCGGAGUCGCCUCAAAGUGGUUGACCGUUUAGGAUUUGGUCACUUAGUUAACCUAUUUUCCAGGGAUAUUGGUGAAGUUGACUGGAGUUUACCCACCACAUUGGAACAGUUUCUACAAAAUGUAUUCAUUAUUUUGGCAAUAUUUUGUCUCGUAUCAAUCGUCUUCCCCAUAUUUCUUGCCCCCCUUGCCAUUCUCUCUCUCAUCUUCGUAUGGGUCCGUUCCAUUUACAAAUCGGCAAUACGAGUUCUAAAACGGGUGGAAACAGAAGCCAAGACGCCUAUUUUCUCCAAAAUGGGGGAAACCAUUCAGGGGCUGGCGACUAUUCGGUCAUAUGGCAAGCAAACCCUGCUCACCAGAUCCUUCGAAGAGUCGGUUGACGAUUUUCAGGCCGUCGCCUACACGUCGUCCGGCGCCAUCCGCUGGCUCGCUAUUCGACUCGACUGCUUGGCCGUAGCGGUCACCGGAUUAACGGCCAUCUUGGUCCUUCUCUUCCACGGAUCCGUGUCCGCCGCAGCCGCCGGCCUCGCACUCGCUUAUGCGGCCCAACUCUCUGGGGUAUUCCAAUUUACUGUGCGUUUAGCUUCAGAGACAGAAGCAAAGUUUGUAUCAGUGGAAAGAAUCCACAAAUUCCUCAUGAUACCCACAGAAGAAGGGAGGGAUAUCUAUCCUAACAAUAGUAAUAAUGCAAACUACUCCUCCUCUGACGACGAUCCACUCUUAUCUACUUGGCCGUUCUCUGGGAGAAUUAAAUAUGACGCUGUGACGUUGACAUAUUCGUCCGAUGCCAGACCGGCCCUGAAUCAAGUCUCAUUUGAGGUAAUGCCUGGCCAAAAAGUUGGUGUCGUUGGGCGAACAGGUUGUGGUAAAACUUCCUUGGGCAACGCUCUCUUCCGUCUCAAUGAACUUUGGAGCGGUGAAAUUUUCCUUGACGGAGUUAACAUUGCAACCGUGCCGGUGAAAAGGCUGAGGGAAUCCUUGUGCGUCGUUCCACAAGAACCUGCCGUCUUCCCAGUUAGCGUGCGCCAUAACUUGGACCCAGGGGAAGAACAUGGCGAUGCGAAACUGUGGGAAGUGUUACGAAAGGUUGGGCUGGUUGACGUUGUAGAAAGUUUGGAUACCGAGAUGGGGUUCAGCUUAGGUCAACAGCAACUCCUCUGUGUGGCUCGAGCUCUCCUUCGUAAUGCAAAAGUAGUGUUCUUGGACGAGGCAAUAAGUAGUGUCGACGCUGAAACGGGUGCAGUCAUUGAUCGUUUACUCGCAACAGAGUUUGAAGAUGCUACUGUUUUUCUCGUUGCACAUCGCAUGUCAGCCUUAUCUCGUUGUGAUGUAAUUCUGCUGCUAGAGGACGGUCAAGUACGGGACUUUGGUCCCACAGAGACUGUCACCAAGAAGUCAGAAUUUAUUGCCAAUUUCGAUCACUUUGAACGCAUUCCGUUGUGACUUUUUACUUGGAUACUUAUCUAAUUUUAAUGAAUUAUAAAAUCAAUAUCAAUAAACGCUAUUUUAUGAACACAUACGA
Molecule: messenger RNA, 4104 nt
Organism: Folsomia candida
Lineage: Eukaryota; Metazoa; Arthropoda; Collembola; Entomobryomorpha; Isotomidae
Product: multidrug resistance-associated protein 5
Exons: 15
Coding region: 144-4025 (1293 amino acids)
Biological process (GO): transmembrane transport
Cellular component (GO): membrane
Molecular function (GO): ATP hydrolysis activity; ATP binding; ABC-type transporter activity
Source: RefSeq, a predicted model, not a curated record